Fusarium mangiferae is the source of this 960-nucleotide messenger RNA. RefSeq lists its product as uncharacterized. The transcript has 3 exons. Gene Ontology annotation, biological process: vesicle fusion; intracellular protein transport; exocytosis. The record is from RefSeq and is a predicted model, not a curated record. Lineage: Eukaryota; Fungi; Ascomycota; Sordariomycetes; Hypocreales; Nectriaceae. Gene Ontology annotation, molecular function: SNAP receptor activity; SNARE binding. The coding region runs from base 1 to 960 and encodes 319 amino acids. Gene Ontology annotation, cellular component: SNARE complex; endomembrane system; plasma membrane.
AUGUCCUACGAUCAAUACAAUCAGAACCCUUACCAGCAGGGCUCGGCUCAGGAUAACUCCUAUGGCUAUGGCCAGGCCAAUCCUUAUGCGCAAGACGCGCCAGCCCAUGGUAAUGACCAAUAUGAAAUGCAGGAUUAUUCGCAGCAGCCUACAGCUACUAGCACAAGUCUUUCUCAGCAAGAAUUCUUGAACCGCGUGCAGAAACUCCGCGAUGAAAUCAAGGGUCUGACCAACGACGUCGACUACAUCGGCCAGCUCCACCAACGCACCCUCAGCAGUACCGACGGGUCCGCCAACCAUGACCUCGAGCAGUAUGUUUCUCAGACCCAGAUCCGAAACACCGCUAUCAAGGACGGCAUCAAGGGACUCGAGCGCGAUCUCGCAAAGACCAAUGACAACUCCCGUACCACAAAGAACACCCAGCUGCAGUCUCUCAAGACCUUCUUCAAGUCAGAGCUCGACAAAUACCAGAGCAUCGAGCGGGAUUACCAGCAGCGCUAUCGCGACCAGAUUGCUCGUCAAUACCGAAUCGUCAACCCCGAUGCUUCCGAGCAAGAGGUUCAGGAAGCCGCCAACGCCGACUGGGGCAACGAGGGUGUGUUCCAGACUGCUCUGCGAACAAAUCGUACCGGUCAUGCAAGCUCCGUACUCGGGAAUGUUCGCGCUCGUCACAGUGAACUUCAGCGCAUUGAGCAGACUCUUUCCGAGCUUGCCAUCCUCUACCAGGAGCUCGCCACCAUUGUCGAGCAGCAAGAGCCGGUCAUCCAGGCCGCUGAAACUAAUGCGAUCAACACCGUUGAUCACAUGGAGAAGGGCAACGAGCAAGUCGAGGUGGCCAAGAAGCACGCUGCCAACCGUCGCAAGCUUAAGUGGUGGUGUGCCCUCGUCGUCUUGCUCAUCAUCAUCGCUAUUGCUGUAGGCGUCGGUGUCGGUGUUUCUGUGGCCAACAACAACAAGUAA